AUGGAGGCAGCAAUCAGCAAAAUUUGUGGUUUGGAGCAGCCAGAUAAGAUUGUCUGGAGGGAAGAGAUAAUAGAAGUGAUGAGCAAGGUAUUGUGUGAGAUGGAGAGGCAAAGAUUUACAGAGUUUUUGGACCCAUUCCAGAGAGUCAUCCAGCCAGAAGAGAUCUGGCUCUAUAAAAAUCCAUUGGUGCAAUCAGACAAUAUACCGACGCGCCUCAUGUUUGCAAUCUCUUUUCUCACACCCCUGGCAGUCAUUUUUGUGGUGAAAAUCAUCCGGCGAACUGACAAGACUGAAAUUAAAGAGGCCUUUUUAGCGGUUUCCUUGGCUCUAGCUCUGAAUGGAGUCUGCACAAAUACUAUUAAAUUAAUAGUUGGAAGACCUCGUCCCGAUUUCUUUUACCGCUGCUUUCCAGAUGGAGUAAUGAACUCUGAAAUGCACUGCACAGGUGAUCCUGAUCUGGUAUCUGAGGGCCGAAAGAGCUUUCCCAGCAUCCACUCUUCCUUUGCAUUUUCAGGCCUGGGCUUUACAACCUUCUACCUAGCUGGGAAGUUGCACUGUUUCACAGAGAAUGGGCGUGGGAAAAGCUGGCGACUCUGUGCAGCGAUCCUGCCUUUGUACUGUGCCAUGAUGAUUGCCCUGUCGCGCAUGUGUGACUACAAGCAUCACUGGCAAGAUUCCUUCGUGGGUGGAGUAAUUGGCCUCAUUUUUGCUUAUGUUUGCUACAGACAGCAUUAUCCUCCUUUGGCUAACACAGCUUGUCAUAAACCUUACGUCAGUCUUCGAAUUCCAAGUUCCUUGAAGAAAGAAGAGAGACCUACUGCAGAAAAUGCUUCUGGGAUGCCACUUGAGGGAAUAACAGAAGGACCAGUAUGAUGGGCGCACAGGAACAUUGAGACAUUUUAGCCCUGGUCACGUUCUCUAUCUUUCCCCCCUUAUAACAUCAUAGAAAAGAUUUCUCAUAGUAUGUUUUUCAUCUGUUGUUUUCUAAAGUUAUCCUUUGAGUGAUCUUCUUCUUGCUUCCAUUUGGCAUUUGGAGUCUAAGCUGUUUGUUUGAGAUAUCUAUUUUCGAUUUAAUUGAGUUGGCAAAGAAAAACAAAA
Trichosurus vulpecula (common brushtail) is the source of this 1098-nucleotide messenger RNA. RefSeq names its product phospholipid phosphatase 4 (gene PLPP4). The transcript is spliced from 7 exons. Gene Ontology annotation, molecular function: phosphatidate phosphatase activity. The coding region runs from base 1 to 873 and encodes 290 amino acids. Lineage: Eukaryota; Metazoa; Chordata; Mammalia; Diprotodontia; Phalangeridae. Gene Ontology annotation, biological process: phospholipid metabolic process. The record is from RefSeq and is a predicted model, not a curated record.